Protopterus annectens (West African lungfish) is the source of this 2073-nucleotide messenger RNA. RefSeq names its product alpha-tectorin-like. Lineage: Eukaryota; Metazoa; Chordata; Ceratodontiformes; Protopteridae. The coding region runs from base 1 to 2073 and encodes 690 amino acids. Gene Ontology annotation, biological process: cell-matrix adhesion. The record is from RefSeq and is a predicted model, not a curated record. The transcript has 8 exons.
AUGACACCGAACUCACACUUCAAUUCUGAUUUAAAUGGAUCUCAGAGACCAUCAGGUGUAACAGGUAAAAGUUUCAGGAAUACUACCUUAACCACACCUGUUAACAAACCAGAUAGUUAUCAACAAAAUAUUAACACAGAAAAUAGAUUGUCCAACACACUCACCCCACGUAAUAAACAGAGUGAUGGUCCUGAAGUUCCACUUAUUGGAAACAGCACAGGACCUGAUCCACAGUUGACAGAAUCUAAUCAUAUAGAGACAGAGACUCACAGCCCCUCACAGAUACUAAGUAAUGGGAGAGAGAACCAAGUCCAAGAAGAUUUGUCAGUAGCCCUCUUCAAUGAUGUAGAUGCCCAUUCCAUAUCUUCAGACUCUGUGCUAUAUCCAUAUGGACCAUCAAAAGGAGAUAUUACAAACCCAAAAAUUGAUGAUGGUGGAUCAUCUUUAAUUCCCUUAGGAGUAUCUUUUCCAUUUUUUGGAACAUCUUAUAGAUCAUGUUAUGUGAACAACAAUGGACUUAUUUCCUUUAAUGUAUCGGUGGGACAGUAUACUCCUGAUGCAUUUCCUCUGGCAGAUGGGCGAGCCUUUAUUGCCCCAUUCUGGGCAGAUGUGGACAAUCGCUUGUAUGGUGAUGUGUACUACAGAGAAAACUCAGAUCCUGCACUUCUUCAAAGGGCUACAACAGAUGUAAACAGAUACUUCCCAGAUCUGCAUUUUACUGCUAACUGGGUGUUUGUGGCAACAUGGGACAGAGUAGCCUAUUAUGGUUCAUCAUCAACAAAGGAAAAUACAUUCCAAGCUGUUCUGAUCUCAGAUGGAACACAGUCAUUUAUUUUCCUAAAUUACGAUAUCAUACAGUGGACAACCGGUACAGCAAGUGGAGGUAACUCUUCAACAGGACUAGGAGGAAUACCUGCACAGGCUGGUUUUAACAGUGGAAAUUCAACAUAUUAUUUCAGCACCCCAGGGUCCAGAUCUCCAAGCAUCCUGAAUAUUCAAUCAACAAGCAAUGUCAACAUUCCAGGCCGAUGGGUAUUCAGAACAGAUUUGUUUAGUGUUCCUGGAGGCUGUGUUUAUAAUGCACAAUUUUUGAGAACCGGUGAUGUAUUCUGGGAAGACAGUACCUGUAGAUCGAAGUGUAGAUGCUCAGAAAGCAAUACUGUCAUCUGCCAGGAUGAAGGUUGUUCUACUUAUGAGCAAUGCCAGCUAUCCUCCUGGUACUAUGUUUGCCAAUCAGUUGGCUCAAAAACAUGCUCAGCAUCCGGAGAUCCUCAUUACUACACUUUUGAUGGGCAGCUGUUUCAUUUUCAGGGCACCUGCACAUAUGUGUUAUCAAUGCUGUGCCCAGACAGGCAAGACCUCACCAGCUACAGGAUUGAAGUAAAAAAUGAGAACCGAGGAAAUGUAAUGGUGUCCUGGACAAGACUUGUGAGGGUGAUAGCUUAUGGAAAUGAAAUUACCAUGACUCGAGAUAAUACAGACCAGGUCUUGGUAAACAACAUACGAUCUUCUCUUCCUGUAUCUAUAAUGAGUGGGAAAAUCCGGGUUUAUAAGAGUGGCUUUUCAAUCACCGUCCUUACAGAUUUUGGAGUGGUUGCCAGCUAUGAUGGAUACCAUUAUGUCACUGUUUCUGUACCUCUGAGUUAUUUCAACUCUACAUGCGGACUGUGCGGCACACUAACUAAUGACAGGUCUGAUGACUUCCUAACAUCAUAUGGCACAUUGACCCACUCAGACCAAGAGUUUGCCAAAAGCUGGAGAGUGCCUGAUAACGAUACAUUAUGCCAGGAUGAGUGUAAUGAGUUAUGUUUAGAAUGUACUCCUGAAAACCGAGCUCUGUACUCUGGAAAUAACUUCUGUGGUAUAAUUACCAGUCCUCAUGGUCCAUUUAGCACAUGCAUCAGUCUUCUUCCCUCUCAGGAUGUUCUGCAGAGUUGUGUAUAUGACCUGUGUGCCACUGGUGGUUACAUGACAAGUCUGUGCCAAGCCUUGAAUUCGUAUACUGUUCGCUGCCAAGCAUUAGGGGCACCUCCACAACAAUGGCGAACUCCAGGAUUCUGCGGUAUGUUCUAG